Trypanosoma conorhini is the source of this 2754-nucleotide messenger RNA. RefSeq lists its product as uncharacterized. Gene Ontology annotation, cellular component: lamin filament. Gene Ontology annotation, biological process: chromatin organization. The transcript has a single exon. Bases 1 to 2754 code for a protein of 917 amino acids. NCBI's taxonomy places the organism in Eukaryota, Euglenozoa, Kinetoplastea, Trypanosomatida, Trypanosomatidae. Gene Ontology annotation, molecular function: structural constituent of chromatin. The record is from RefSeq and is a predicted model, not a curated record.
AUGCGUGGCGCGACGGAUGUGCAGCUGGCGGCCGCGCGGGAGGACCGACUGCAGCGGGCACUGCAGGAAAACCGCCAACUGAAGCACGAGGUGCAGGAUUUGCGGGAGAAGCUGAAGGUCGUCCAGGUGAAGUUCUACAGACUGACGCGGGACUUGAAGCGUGUGCCGCCGGAGAUGCUGCAGCCGCUGGACGACGUCGCUCCCGCCACGCUGCCGAAGGUCCGCCCCGCCUCUUCCGGCGGCGCCCAUGCGGAGCCGCAGCGCCUGCGGGGGGCCACCGGCUCCGCGGGACGGGGCCCCCCAGCGUCGUUGCCGCGUGUGGAUGCCACGGGCGGCGGACCCGCGGACGCGGAGGCGGCGUCGCAGGAGCUUCAACGCUGCCGCGAGGCGCUGCAGCGGGCCCAGCUAGAAAUUGCCUCGCUGCGUGCGGGGGCGCCGCAAGCCGCGGGAGGGGCCACCACCACCGCCGCCGCCGGCACCGCCCCGCUAUUCUCGUCGUCGCCGGCGGUGAGUCUUGUCUUGGAGCAGCUGCGGCAGGACCUCGCGCGCGCGGUGGCUGAGCGGGACCGGGUGGCCGCGGAGGCUGACGCUCUGCGCGAGCAGUUGUCCCGCACCCGCGCGGAGUCUGAGGCCACGCUUCUCCUGCAGCAGCAGCACCGCUCUUUUGAGCGGCACUCCUUCGACGUCCUCCACGAGAGGGCCGAAACGGCCGAAGGGGCGCGACGGCAGUCGGAGUCGGAGUAUCAGAGACUCAUUGAUGCGCUCACGCGCGAGAAGGAUGCGUUGGCGCUCAAGCUGCGUCUUACGGAGCAGGAGAACUCUGAACGCUCGAAGGAGCUCGCCGCGGUGGACCCCACAGUUCUUCUUCAGUUGCAGAACGAGGCGCAGGACAAGGCGAAGCAGAUUCCGCUGCUCACGAGUCGGAUACAGUCGGCCCAGCAACAGGCGGAGACACUCAAAGGGGAGUGUUCCCGCCUUCUGGAGGAGCUGAAGCGCAUUCACGCCAUGCAUGCGGAGACCAAGCGACAGCUGUUUGAAGCUGAACACGAGAAAAGUCUGCUGCAGGUCCGCUGCACGAGGCUGGAGGAGCUGGAGGGGACGCUGCAGCGCAAGAGCGAGGAACUGAUUCACAUGGAGCAAGAGCUGCUUCGGACGGCGGGGACGCUGCAGACGUGCAACCGAGAGACGGAGGAGGCGGUGCGGCGGGAACUCUCCUCGCGCAUAGCGGACCUGCAGGAGAUGCGGGACAGUGCUGAGCUCAGACGACGCGAGAAGGAGUCACAGCUGCUUGACGCGCAGCGUCAGCUUGCCGAGGUGCGGCGACAGUUGGAGGUGGCCCGCGGGGACGCCGCCAUGUACCGCGAGCAGCUGCAGAAGGCGGAGACGGAAAUCACGGAGCUGACGACGCGGGCCGCGCUUAGCGGGCCCGCAACUGAGGAUUUGGGGGAUGCGCACGUGCAGCGCGCACUCACAGUGGCGGCGAUACGCAAAACCGCCUCGCAGCGUUCCGGUGCCGCCGGUGAGGCGGAGGAGGCACUCGACAUGUGGGACGCGUUGAAGUGGGAUGACAACUGGGAGGCCGACCAGCUGCGUGAGGCGUUGGCGAGCGCGGCCCUCGACAUGGAGCUUGCGGACACGCGCUGCGCGCAGAUGAGCACGCAGGUGGAGCAGGGCCGCUCUCUUUUGCAGCAGAUCUCGCAGGAGAGGGAUGCACUCCUGGAGGAGAAUAUAGAGAUGCGCCGUCGGCUCUCGCAUGUUCAAACCGUCUUUGCGAAGCAACAGCUCGAGGCGUAUCAUGCGGCGAAGCAGCGCGGGGCGGAUUCCGCGGAGGCACGAGCCGGCCUCAUCUCCUUCCACAUACGAGGCGUGGAGUGUGACACGGGCCUCCUGCGUUCGCUCGGCAUUGGCGCGGCAGCGGGGGCCGCCGUGUCCCUCUUUUUCACCAUGGAUGGGCUGCAGUCCUACGAUACGAUGCUGUCGCAAACCUUUUACGCCCUGGACGAGCCGCUUGAUAUUCGCUUCCGCUACGACCACCUCGACCGAGACGAGGUGACGGUUGCUGAUAUUCGAAGCACAACAUUUGUCUUCCAGCUUCACCAGGUAAAAGGGGCAGCGAGCGUCAUUGUCGCGAUGGGGGAGAUCCCCGGGGUGGCGCUCUUGUCGUGUCGCGAGCUGGCCGUCUCCGAGCGGGUUCCCAUGGUGAGCGGGAGCGGGGAGCCGGCGGGCGCCAUCACAGUUGAGGUGUGUGCGUCCAACCUGAUGUUGCCUGUCCUGCUUGACCGGCAGCUAAGCAGCACCCUCUUUACGGCAGAGGCACUGCGGGCGGCUUUGGUGGGGCUGCGGAGUGUGGUGGCCCUAAGAGUGCAGGUGUUCCGCGCAGAUGGUUUACUGGCCACGCCCGUGCCUCAACCGUACGUGUUCUACACCACCUCUGCCCCAGUUGGGCUAAGCUGCGUGCGAGACACGGUGGUGCGCCCCUCCUCCAAGCCGUUCACAGCCGACCCGGUGUUUGACGCCGACCCCGUUGACCACCGCCUGGUGAUGGACCGGGAGCUGGUGGAGUUCAUGGCGGUGGGCGCCGUUGUCUUUAUCGUCUUUGACGAGCAGGCGAAGGAUGUGCAGGCAAACCUGGGGGUGGCGGAGGUGCCGCUGCGGGCAUUGCUGGAGUCCCCGCAGGCGCUGGUGCGCACGACGGAGGCCCUGCACCCACAGGGCACAAUUAGCGUCGGCCUCUCGUGGGUCUGCAGGGCAUAG